GCACGUAAGUCGGCAGAUUGCCCUCCAUCUCCGGGAAGCAUUUUUGAUGGUGGUGCGGCGACAAAGUUGUCGCAUCUUCCAUAAACUCAUCUCGCUCCGCCUUCAUGUUACCGAUCCAGAUUUUUCGCGCAUAUACAGCCGUUGGGUUGCACCCUUUCCCUCACCGUUCCGUGUUUGCACAGAAAGAGAUGGACAGUGUACCCCGCAUCGUCGACGAAGUGGAGUGGCUUAGAUACCAAAUGUCUGUCCCAUCGCGCGUGACAGCAGACGAAAACGAUCAUGAACCAGAACAGACUAUGCUCGAGGUUCAUCAUUUAUGUCGUGCACUCGAUGAUCUAGCCCCUUGAUAUGACCGCUCUCGUGUCUGUGGCCGAGAAGCUUGUGGUGUUCGAGCCGUUAUAGCGGUGUUCCCAUUUGUUGGGAGAUUGGACGGAAACACCGAUAAGCCCCCAAGCGCUCUUGAAGUCGACACCAAGCAAGGGCAAGGCCCUUAGCCUAGAGCUCACAAGCGCUCUCCCUCCGGCCCUGGCGUGUCCGAAGGAAUUUGUAGGUAGCACUCUUCCUCCGCGCAGAAUACAUUACAAAUCGAUAACAUGUCUCCUGCUCUUGUCUUGCUUUGUUUCCCCUGGAACACAUUGAUACCGGCCACCCUCUCUUCUACAAUGUACAUCGGACGACAGUUCAGUUCCGCCCACGAGCUUCCGAAAAUCAUUCACAGUGACUUGUAACGAAUUUGGCAGCC
This is a messenger RNA of Postia placenta MAD-698-R-SB12, 742 nucleotides long. RefSeq lists its product as hypothetical. The record is from RefSeq and is a predicted model, not a curated record. NCBI's taxonomy places the organism in Eukaryota, Fungi, Basidiomycota, Agaricomycetes, Polyporales, Adustoporiaceae. The transcript has a single exon. The coding region runs from base 189 to 347 and encodes 52 amino acids.